AUGGGACUCAAUAAGGAACAAGUCAAAGAGAUUGUAGAUCUGUUUAAAAAAUACAAAAACUGCGCAGACAAAAUUGCUCCACAACUUUGCCCCCGUAGAAAUAAUGAAAAUUCUGAUUUUGAUUACGACGAAGAUAGGCCUAACAAUCGAAAAGUAAAAGAUCUUUUGGUAUACAUGGCCGGCAAAGACAAGCCUUUAGAUGACUGGAAGCUACAAAGUAUAUCGUCAAUCGAAGUACAAAUUUACGUGGGCUUGUUUAACAAAUUCGACCCGUGGUUCGAUUACAGCGGACUACUUAACUACGACGAAGUAAAAAAUGUAGUUAAAGCUUUAACUCUUGAAGAAGACGUCAAAAAACAAUUAGUAGACGAAAUAAGAAAAAUAUUUAAAGUCUUAAUGAAAGAUUCAGCUGAAGACUCGUUGAUAUUUACAACGAGUGAAACAAUGUCCGCCCCGUAUUUCUUAAUGGCCUUUUUGAAAGUAAAACCAAAAGGCAGAGGAUUGAACAAACAUCACGUUCAGGAACUAAUCCAUUUUCAUAAGAAUAACAAAAUAAAUGGCGAUCAAAUUGACCCUGUUGCAAUAAGCAAGUUUAUCAAGAAGUUAUCUUUAGUUCAAGAAGAACACGAAGACGUUUUGGUUUUUGAUUCCAGACGAAAGACUCCUUUUCAGUUGCAAGAACUGUUGCUUGUUUUAGCAGAAUACAACAAAGGGGCCAGCGAAGAAAAUGGACCCGUAUAUUCUACCGAUUCAGUUAGAGAUCUUUUAUUGCAUUUCUCUAAUUAUGACGUCGACAAAAACGGUUUACUCAGUAAGGAAGAACUUAAGAAAAUUCAAGAACCUCGAUACCAGAUCGAAGACGUUGACACUACCUUCAAAGAAUUAGAUACUGAAGACGACGAACAUUUGUACAUUACGGAGUUCUUCAUGGCGGUAUUCGUGGAGCGUGACCGAAAAAACGCUAUAAAGGACUAAGUGUUUUAAGUGAA
Molecule: messenger RNA, 989 nt
Organism: Adelges cooleyi (spruce gall adelgid)
Lineage: Eukaryota; Metazoa; Arthropoda; Insecta; Hemiptera; Adelgidae
Exons: 8
Coding region: 1-975 (324 amino acids)
Molecular function (GO): calcium ion binding
Source: RefSeq, a predicted model, not a curated record